AUGCACUUUUCCAUUCCUGAAACCGAGUCCCGCAGCGGGGACAGCGGGGGCUCCGCCUACGUGGCCUAUAAUAUUCACGUGAAUGGAGUCCUGCACUGUCGGGUGCGCUACAGCCAGCUCCUGGGGCUGCACGAGCAGCUUCGGAAGGAAUAUGGGGCGAAUGUACUUCCUGCAUUUCCCCCAAAGAAGCUUUUCUCUCUGACACCUGCUGAGGUGGAACAGAGGAGAGAGCAGUUAGAGAAGUACAUGCAAGCUGUUCGGCAAGACCCAUUGCUUGGGAGCAGUGAGACCUUCAAUAGUUUCCUGCGUCGGGCACAGCAGGAGACACAGCAGGUCCCCACAGAAGAGGUCUCUUUGGAAGUGCUGCUCAGCAACGGGCAGAAAGUUCUGGUCAACGUGCUAACUUCAGAUCAGACUGAGGAUGUCCUAGAGGCUGUGGCUGCAAAGCUGGAUCUUCCAGAUGACUUGAUUGGCUACUUCAGUCUAUUUCUAGUUCGAGAAAAAGAGGAUGGAGCCUUUUCAUUUGUACGAAAGUUGCAAGAGUUUGAACUGCCUUAUGUGUCUGUUACCAGUCUUCGGAGUCAAGAAUAUAAGAUUGUGCUGAGGAAGAGUUAUUGGGACUCUGCCUAUGAUGACGAUGUCAUGGAGAACCGGGUUGGCCUGAACCUGCUUUAUGCUCAGACGGUAGCAGACAUUGAGCGUGGAUGGAUCCUGGUCACCAAGGAGCAGCACCGGCAGCUCAAAUCGCUGCAGGAGAAGGUCUCCAAGAAGGAGUUUCUGCGGCUGGCCCAGACGCUGCGGCACUACGGCUACCUGCGCUUCGACGCCUGUGUGGCUGACUUCCCCGAGAAGGACUGUCCAGUGGUGGUGAGCGCAGGCAACAGUGAGCUCAGCCUCCAGCUCCGCCUGCCUGGCCAGCAGCUCCGUGAAGGCUCUUUCCGGGUCACCCGCAUGCGGUGCUGGCGGGUCACCUCCUCUGUGCCACUGCCCAGUGGAGGCACAAGCAGCCCCGGCCGGGGCCGGGGUGAGGUGCGCCUGGAACUGGCUUUUGAAUACCUCAUGAGCAAAGACCGGCUACAGUGGGUCACCAUCACCAGCCCCCAGGCUAUCAUGAUGAGUAUCUGCUUGCAGUCCAUGGUAGAUGAACUGAUGGUGAAGAAAUCUGGCGGCAGUCUCAGGAAGAUGCUGCGCCGGCGGGUUGGGGGCACCCUGAGACGCUCAGACAGCCAGCAAGCCGUGAAGUCACCACCAUUGCUUGAGUCACCAGACGCUAGUCGGGAGUCCAUGGUCAAACUCUCAAGCAAGCUGAGUGCUGUGAGCCUGCGGGGGAUUGGCACUCCUGGUACAGAUGCCAGUGCCAGUGAUGUCCACGGCAAUUUUGCCUUCGAGGGCAUUGGAGACGAGGACCUGUGA
This is a messenger RNA of Rangifer tarandus platyrhynchus (Svalbard reindeer), 1413 nucleotides long. NCBI's taxonomy places the organism in Eukaryota, Metazoa, Chordata, Mammalia, Artiodactyla, Cervidae. The record is from the annotation of a GenBank genome assembly.